GAGUCGCGCGAAGACUAGAGUUAAAGAGCCUUACGCUUUCCAUUUCCAUCCUUCACGCACCAAGAACCAAACUUCCGAGCAACGAGAGCUACGCACGCAGCAGUGGAACAGAGCCUCCGCCUUUUUUUGAGUCGACUCAAAAGCAGUGAAAAUAAGGCCUCCGCAGCCCACCUGUAAUCCAUCUAGGACUCAGAAGCAGUGGAACAGAGCCUCCGCCUUUUGAGGCUCCUAUAAAAUUGCAGCAUCUGAAUAGAGUCUCUCCGCCAUCGUCUCUCGGCGUAGCACUUGAGAGCUUUUUGCCAAGCUAGGCCGACCUUCUGAGUAAAAUGUUUAGUCAGUUCGUUUGCGAGCUCAAUGCAAAGCCGACUUCGUAAGUCAGUCUAUCAGCGACUUCGAUAGCGAGCUCUGUGCACAGCCCGACGCCUUAAGGAUUCCCGAGGAUGGCCAGUAUGGAAGCCAUCAUUAUCGAAGCCGCCAGUAUCGAAGCCGCCAGUAUCAAAGCCGUCAGUACCGAAGCCGCCAGUAUCGAAGCCGUCAGUAUCGAAGCCGACACCAACGCGUCGUCGCGCCAUGGCAUCGCGUCUGCUCACGAGCGCGAACCCGUGUCUGACAUCUGUCGCUUGCCGUUCGAGCUGCUGGCCCGUGUGAUCAGCCAUCUGCCAUUGGCUGACAGGGCGCAUGCUGCCACGUCAUGCGCCCUCAUGCGCCACGCUGUUGACAGUUUCUAUUCACCCCUCCACCCCCCUCCCAGUCUGCUCCCUUCCCUCACAUUUCUGGACCUCAAGGCGGGCAGCCCCUGCCUCGACGACGCUGCGUUUGCUGCUCUCUGCCGCAGACUGGGGGCUGCUGGGGUUGGAGCGGGGUUGGAGCUUGGUCAGCCGCUGGGGACCGCCGGGGUUGGGGAGGGUGGGGAAUGGGAAGAGGAAGGGGGAAAGAAAGGGGGAGACGAGCAAGGCGCUGGUGUGGAGAGCGUGAGAGAUAUGGGUGGCAGGAGAAAGAGCUGCUUGCGGCGGCUGGAACUGGACUGUUGGCAUCUGAGUGACAGGUGCACGUCGCUGCUGCCAGAGAGCAUAGAGGAGCUGGCGCUGUGUGGGGCAGACAAGCACACAGACGCCCUUAUUCAGGGCCUGGCAGACAGGCUCGGCCCGAACCUGACCAAGUUCGCCUUCUCUGGUUUCAGCCGGUCCAUCGGCUCUGACUCCUUCGUCUCUCUCCUCUCCGUGUCUCCCUGCCUCGCCUCUCUUGCCAUCGACGCUGGGGAGGGGCUGCACGUGGGCGCUGUUGUGAUGGCGGCUGGGAGUUUGUGUCCCAACCUUAGAGAGCUGAGCGUGUAUGACAUCUCUAUGGAGACGCUGGUCUACCUGUCCACAUGCCACCUCCCCCACCUGACCCGAUUCCGCCACAAGAGGCGGCAUGAGUGGGGCAUGGGGUUGACUGACGCCGUUGUGAUGAGGAUAGUGCGGCUGUGCCCCAAUCUGGAGGAGCUGCUGCUGGUGGAUAAGGCGGAGGGGGUGGGGCACGGCAGAGGGGACGAGGUGAGAGAGCAGGGAUGUGAUUUAUUGACUUGCUGGCCCUAAUGGACGAGGUGAGAGAGAGCAGGGAUGUGAUACAGGUCCUAAUGGACUGAGUAGGAUAGGCCCAUCUAGGCAUGAUACAGGUGGGGUACGGGGGUGACUGAUGCAGUGAAGAUGCUAAGGGUGCUGCUUCUCCCACGUCCCUCAGCCUUCGUCUACCCUUCCACAUGCCCUUGACCAUUCACCAUCAGCAGUUUCGAACAGACGAAGGCCU
Messenger RNA from Closterium sp. NIES-67, 1788 nucleotides. The record is from the annotation of a GenBank genome assembly. Lineage: Eukaryota; Viridiplantae; Streptophyta; Zygnematophyceae; Desmidiales; Closteriaceae.